This is a messenger RNA of Hemibagrus wyckioides, 2219 nucleotides long. RefSeq lists its product as uncharacterized. The coding region runs from base 326 to 2014 and encodes 562 amino acids. NCBI's taxonomy places the organism in Eukaryota, Metazoa, Chordata, Actinopteri, Siluriformes, Bagridae. Gene Ontology annotation, molecular function: GTP binding. The transcript is spliced from 3 exons. The record is from RefSeq and is a predicted model, not a curated record.
AAGCUGUCACUACCCAUCAAAUACCUUGGGUUCUCAGGCUUUUAAAUACUUAUACUGAAGAGUGCAGAAAACUGAAGAAGUCUCAUAAUCUUUCAUGUGUUUUUAUGCCUAGUAACAGCUUUCUCAAUGAUGAUCAUUGGCCAGGUUUUAACAGUCAGUUGUGUCUUCCUUCUUAGGUGACCACAAAUGUCUUCCUGUUAAAAAAAGUCACAACACAGUUAAGCAUCACUAUUCUUCAUCUUGCUCCUGAAGGGCAUUUCUACUUUUUUAAAGCAGGUCAUGCACUUGUGACAGAAUCUUCUGAGACAUCUGUGACGAGUAUAUUAUGGCUACGGGAUCUAAAGUGACAGCAAGGAUACAUGAUUUACUCGUAUGUGGUUUAAUCCAGAAGAGUAAAUUAAUCAGUGAAGGUCCACCUGCACGAUAUCGUCUCCUCACAGCCAGACGUAAUCUUGAAAAAGACGGGUCAGUGAGAAAAUGGACCUUUGGACAGCGAAGCAUCAAUAUGAAAAACAAAAUCCUACUGAUGGUAGGAGAAAGUGGAACAGGCAAAACUACUCUGAUUAAUGUCAUGGUAAAUUAUAUACUGGGGGUGAAGUUUACAGAUGAAGUGUGGUUUGAGAUUAUAGAGGAGGGAGGAGAUAGUCACAUGUCAGAUCAGUCAAAAAGUCAAACAACUAAAAUCAAUGUGUAUGAGGUCUUUGCUGAAGACAACCCAAUCUGUCUUACCGUCAUUGACACUCCAGGUUAUGGAGAUACCAGGGGAACAGAAUAUGACAAACAGAUCGCUGAGAAUCUGUACAAACUGUUUCACUAUGCGACUGGAGUGAAAGAAAUUGAUGCAGUGUGUCUGGUAGUGAAGGCAUCUGAGAAUCGGCUCACUGACAGACAGCAAUACAUCUUUGAUGCAGUUUUGUCCUUAUUUGGUAGCGACAUAGAGAACAACAUUGUCAUAUUUAUCACUCACUCAGAUGGAAUGCCUCCAACAAAUGCUCUUAAUGCCAUCAAGAAUGCAGCAAUUCCAUGCAGGAAAGAUGAAGAUAAUGAACCUGAACAUUUCUUAUUUAACAAUCGUCAAACUGAAAAGAGGAGCCAAAAGUAUAACAGAGCUCUCCAGACAGCUUGGAAACUAACAGAGAACAAUUUAAAUGAUUUCUUUGCUUCACUGAAAGAACAGAACAGAAAAAGCUUAGAGCAGACUGAAAAUGUUCUGACUGAGUCCAAACGACUUGAAGCCUGUAUUUCUAAUCUACAAGACCGCAUUGAGUUUAUAGAGUACAAAGGUAAAGAACUGAAUCAGAUUCAAAAAGCCCUUGGGGAAAACCGAGAAAAGAUUAAGAGAAAUGAAAACUUUACUUUUCCAGUCACCAAGUAUUACAAAGAAAAAGUACACAUUGUAAAUGCUUCAUGGAGGGACAAAAAGGUUACCAGUUGCUCUGUCUGUAAGGAGAACUGUCAUGAGUAUAACUGCUGGUUGGCUCCUAAUGCUCUGUGGUGUGAAGUCAUAAAAAAUGACCACUGCACUGUAUGUACAGGUAAAUGUCACUACAUGAAACAUGUCAGAGAGAAGAAGAAAUAUGUUACAUGCAGCAGAGAGGUCAUAGUGACAUUUGAUGAGCUUAAAAAACAGUAUGAAAGCAGCAUAAAUCCAGCAUCAGAUAUCAAGUUUGACUCAAAGUCCUUUGAAAAUGUUGAAAAGGAGUUUGAAAGCAACAAGAAACAGGAAGAAGAGAAGACAAGAAUAGAGAGAAGACUGAGUGAACAACUGAUCACAACUAAAAAAGAAAAAGCUGAGCUGGUGGAAGAAGCCUACAACACCAUCAUGAAACUGUCUGAGAUUGCUUUAAAGCCAGAUUCUGCUUUCAUUGUUCAGUCUCUUGACUUUUUGAUCCCUCGAGCUGAGGAAACUGGAAGAAAAGUUCUUGCUCAGAAACUAAGAGAGCUGAGGAGAAUUCAGCCUGAAUCACAGGAAAGAGUUAAUGCUGUAAUCACAUAUACAAAAAAGACAUUUUAAAUAAACUGGAACAGUUUGUUCCUGGUAAAUAAAUGAAUUCAGUAUAUUAUACAUGUAACAUGAUGUAAUACAGAUGGAAUUUUAAACACGUCUGCAUCAAGUGUGCAAGUUUUGUUCAGUUAAUUCAAUUCAUUGUGUUUAUUCAGCAAAGCUGUUAAUCAGAUUUAAUAUUUUACUUUGUUUUGCUAAUAAUUUUACUUUUUUU